CCCCCCCCCGCGUCAACCUCGUCCUGCUGGCCAUGGCCGUUCAGGCGCAGCGCCUGGCCCAGCCUGUCGCUUACGACCUCCACGCGACGGCGGCGGGCGGAGGUCUGUUCUUCGAUGACCUCGGCGGCGAGUGCGCGGCCCCGGCGGUUGCCGGGAUCGGGAGCGCGGUGUUCAGCGUCAGCGACGUCCCGCGCAGCGUUCUUACCUGCAACGGAGACAUCGGCGAUUACGGCCUCGUGGGGACGAAGCGGGCGCGCGUGGCGGGGGGUUUGUUGGAGGACCAGCGCGUCGUUCUUGCGCCGCCGCAGGGGCUCUUGCCCCUCGGAGAUGUGGUGGGCAGGGCCACGUGCUCCGGCGCGGCGACCACCAGCGGGAGGAUGGACGUCGCGGAUGGAAUCUCGCAGGGCCUCCUUUCGCAGCUCUACCACCAUGACGUGGAGAUCGACGCGCUCGUACGGCUCGAGGCCGAGCGGAUGCGCGCGGGGCUGGAGGAAGCGCAGCGGCGGCACGUCCGGGCGCUGGUGGCGGCCGCGGCGCGCGCCACCACGGGGAGGGUGCGGGCAGUGGAGGCCGAGCUGGAGCGGGCGCGCUGCCGCAACGCGGAGCUGGAGGAGAGACUCCGCCAGAUGAACGCGGAGGGGCAGGCGUGGAUGGGCGUCGCCAAGAGCCACGAGGCCGUCGCCGCCGGCCUGCGCGCUACGCUCGACCAGCUCCUCCAGACCUCCUGCGCAGCCGCAGCCGCCGCCGGGGAGGGCGACGCUGAGGAUGCGCAGUCCUGCUGCUUCGAGACCCCGGUCGGCGGCGACGACGCGGUGUCCAGGGCGGCGGCGGUGGCAGCGACGUCAUGCAAGGCCUGCCGGGGCGCGGAGGCAUGCGUCCUGCUGCUCCCGUGCCGGCACCUGUGCCUGUGCGGCGCGUGCGACGCCGCCACUGACGCUUGCCCCGUUUGCGCGGCCACCAAGAACGCCUCAGUCCACGUCCUGCUCUCCUGAUGCCUGCCUGCGUGGUCGAAUCCCCUGACCUACCUCCUCCCAAGACGGUCGUCCGCUUGCUGUCGUCGCCGGCAAACAAGUCCAUGACUGUGGUGGAGAGGGAGACUCCGAUAGCGCAACAGCUGCUACUAUGUCAAUGGCAAGACUAACCGGCAUCAUCUGCAACUCCGGCGACUCUGCCUACCGGCCGUGGCACGCCACAUUGUUCUUGCAACGCCGUUCAUCCUAGCAACAAACAUCCCUGUCCUCAAGUUACAUCGAAAAUCGGCACUCACGAAGGUACAGUUUAGUUGUCCUACUUCAGUUCACCGGGCCAUGCAAUGCGAAGCUUUGUGUGUGGAACGGCAGUGUCCGGUGACUCCGGUUGAUUGCCGAUUACCGCAGGUUCGAUUGCUUCACAGAUUUGGCAGCAAGCGUCCACUCUUAUUGGACCUACAAACACAACCUACUGUCCAUAAUUGGCACCGGCGUAUGAAUGCACAAUUGACCGGUCGAUAGUUGUCCGGGGAUCAAUGAAUCAUGGACAAUAAUCCUACAUGUCUAAGGGGUGCAGCUUAAUUAUCUUCAGAGAUGUGUGAUGGAGGCCUGCUGUUCCAGAGAAGAACAUGACAGCAAGGGGUUUUACAGACUUGCAGUUCCAGAUGGAGCAAAAGUGUGAUACUAAUACCACUAUCAAUCUGCCUGAAUCAUUCAGAGUUCAGAGACCUUGUUAAGAGGGAAAUGAAAAGUGACAGGAGCUGACGAAUACUGCAAGUCUGCAAUCCAAAGCUUGAUUGCAAGAUCUGAAGUUGUGUCGGCCACCAUCUAGUAACUUCUGAACAUAAAUGGGAUGGGUCAAACUCAGCUUUGCUUGCAUGGCAGAAAGGGAUUGUAGACUUUGGUAAUGGAAUAUCGAAAUACCUUGAUCAAGGCGCAAUUAGAAAGAUUGUCUUGCAAACGUGGUCAAAUAAUUUGUGCCAAUUCACGUAGCGAUGUGUCAUCUACUCAUCUUGCCUUCAAUCUGCAAGAAUUGUUUUUCUUGCAAAGAAUGACGAUUCUUAUCUAAACUAAUCUGAUCAGGUGACACUAUGAUCUCCGAUGCAAAUUGUAUAUUCGGAGCUUUGAACAUCCGUGCCACCUCUGGGUUUCCCCUGUUUCACGUAACUUCCGUUAGGUGUUGUCUUUGAUUAGUCCAUCUUCCGUGUAUGAUUGCAUUAGUCGGCUUGAUUUUCUCGUGAAACUUGCUUAGGCAUUUUAGUAGUGUACGUGUGCACGUGAUACUCAGUAUGUGCCAUGCUGCUUCGUUCUUUAAGCUCUGAUGACUUCGUUGUAAAGGGGUUGAUGAACAAGAUAUGGAUGAGAUGAUGGUUGCUGGGUCA
Messenger RNA from Oryza brachyantha (malo sina), 2350 nucleotides. Its product is annotated as probable BOI-related E3 ubiquitin-protein ligase 2. The record is from RefSeq and is a predicted model, not a curated record. The transcript has 2 exons. Bases 33 to 992 code for a protein of 319 amino acids. Gene Ontology annotation, molecular function: ubiquitin-protein transferase activity. Lineage: Eukaryota; Viridiplantae; Streptophyta; Magnoliopsida; Poales; Poaceae.